Iphiclides podalirius (scarce swallowtail) is the source of this 225-nucleotide messenger RNA. NCBI's taxonomy places the organism in Eukaryota, Metazoa, Arthropoda, Insecta, Lepidoptera, Papilionidae. The record is from the annotation of a GenBank genome assembly.
AUGCACAAGUGGUCGUCGAGCAAGGUCUACCCCUGCCCUCGAAGCACUAGACUUUGUUUUCGACUUCCCCCGCACCAGAACGUAGCGGCGCCUAAACGGAAGGUGUGGAACAAUUUGCCCGGCCCGUACUUCCUUCCGUCAGGUUGCAACGUGGCUCUCCAAGACGUCAACCAGCCAGGCCGCGGUUCAACACACUUUCGUCAACCACCCGUUUAUUGCAACGGC